Molecule: messenger RNA, 3657 nt
Organism: Mercenaria mercenaria
Lineage: Eukaryota; Metazoa; Mollusca; Bivalvia; Venerida; Veneridae
Product: protein asteroid homolog 1-like
Exons: 1
Coding region: 143-2326 (727 amino acids)
Source: RefSeq, a predicted model, not a curated record
GGAAAAUUCUAUCCACAAGCAUAAUUAUACGUGCACUACAGCAAGUUGGAACUAAUGAGAAGUUACGCCACUGAAAGACUCAUCGACAAUGAGGCAAAAGUACUUUUAUAAUAAAAAUCAUAUUUGAAACAAAUACAAAAAGAUGGGAGUGCGUUUCUUGACCUCGUAUAUCAGUGAGAACGAUGACAAAUAUCUAUGUGAUUAUGACCUGCAAAACACUAAGUUAAUAAUAGAUGGUUCCAGUUUGAUUUUCUUUCUCUAUGAACACUACAAAAUACCACAUCAGUUUGGAGGAGAUUACGAUAUUUUUGCAAGACGAUGUAAAGAGUUUUUCAACAUUUUAACGCAGUGUAAUGUUACACCGGUCGUUGUUUUUGACGGAGCAGACGACCCAAAUAAUAUGAAGUUGACAACAUUAGAGGGUCGAAUGUAUCGGCAGAUAAAUAAGCUAUCGUCUGAAGAAGAAGAAUUUUUCUUACCGCACUUGUCAUUUGUCACUUAUCGUCAGGUUCUUGUGGAGCUUGAUAUAGCACAUGUUGCUUCUUUAUAUGAGGCUGAUAAAGAAAUUGCUGUUCUCGCAAACAAGUUAGGAUGUCCAGUACUAAGUAAUGACAGUGAUUUUUAUGUGUUUCGUUUAACAAGGGGCUACAUUCCACUGAAUUACAUCGGUGAACUCGUUCCAAAACGGAAUGCCACCUCGGGGAUACCAAACUUCUAUUUAAAAGUUAAGCUUUACAGAAGUGAAGAUUUCCUGUCGAAAGAGUUCAAAAUGAAAGAUGAUGAGUACAUGUUACCUGUAUUUGCAACGUUAAUGGGAAAUGAUUAUUUUGAUUCAAGGGGAAUCACACUAUCUCUUCAAAGAAAUCCAAAAUAUAUGUUAAGGCCUGACCCAAAAGAGCCGCAAAAUAUCAUCGAGUGGAUAUGCAAAACGGAUUUCAAUAAUGAUAAAACGGCAUUUUGGGAGAUAUGGCGAGAACUGCCCGAGAACAUGAAAUUCUCAAAACCAUUUGAAGAAUCUGUCAAAUAUUAUCAGGAUAUCAAGGACUUUGCUAUAGUUAAAAUGGACACGUUCCUUGACGGUAGCCAAAACAACGAUUAUCUACGAAGAAGUGCUGAAAAUGAAGACAGCGGUUAUACCGGAACUAGCAUGACGCUAUACCAGCGAAGGUCAGGCAACCUGUCUGAAGUUGAAGAUCGCGAUUAUCUACGAAGAAAUGCUGGUAAUGAAGUUAACGGUUAUACCGAAACUAGCAUGAAGCUAUACCAGCGGAGGUCAGGCAACUUGUCUGAAGUUGAAGAUCGCGAUUAUCUACGAAGAAGUACUGAAAAUGAAGGCAACGGUUAUACCGAAACUAGCAUGACGCUAUACCAGCGGAGGUCAGGCAACCUGUCUGAAGUUGAAGAUCGCGAUGGAAAUCUGUUGCCUUCUUGGUUUAUUGAAAGUUCUGCAAAAUGCGAUAUAAAAUGCUCUUUCUUCUUAAAUAUUGCAAUUAACCACCGACUUAUCUUCAAGCCACAAAAGGAAAUGGUUAAAAGCCCUUCGUCACAUUCCUGUUCUAGACAAAUUCGAAGAUAUAUCUUUAGUAUUGUCCUGGGUAGUAAAGAUACAUAUGUUGAAGAAAAUGAUCGUAUGGAAGAACAUCCAAGAAAGUACUUUGUAGAACCUGUUGACAAAUUACCAAUAACAGCCAACUUGGCAAGCAUUCCAGAAUUAUCACACACUGACAGAGUAAACCUCCUUUAUGCUGCUUUAGGUGUUAGACCAGGAGCCAAAGUAACAAUGGACAAGAAACUAGAUAGAUCGUCAGAAAUAUUUAUACUCGUUUCAGCACUGUGGAUGAAGAAUGCAAAACCGAGAAUCACAGAGCGUCAUCUGACGGCAUUGAUCAUUGGCGUACUUGUUUUACAUGCAAAGGAUCUCAAACAAGCAAACAAGUUCGCUAUGACAGACCAACCACAACACUUGUAUAGAGAUAUAGUUAAGGCAAUGCAACGUUGCGCAGGCAUUGAUAGUAUCGUUGAAUUGGGACGUAGAUUCGACAAAUCUGAAACAUCCUAUUGCCAACCAAGCCACGAUGUACAUGCAUACACACAGUUCCAGUCUUGCUAUCUGUACACGCUCUACCUAAAUCAAGUUCUUCAGAGUCCAGUGUGCAUCCCAAGCCCCAGCAUGACACUAAACUGUACAUUCCUGUAUAAGUUUGGUCUUCAUCUGAAAAAUGAAAGAUAUCCAAAUCGCUACAUUACCUCCCUGUUGGGAGAUGGUUCUUCCGUUCACAACAUUUUCAAGAAAUGGAAAGCAGCCGUUCUUGCUAUUCAAGCUUAGAGCGAAGUUAUAAUGAAGAAGGCCUGAAAAGGGAUAUGAAUAACAGUCAUUCUUCAGGCAUUUUUUAUAUUACUACAUUCCAAAAUGGUAGCUUAAAACACAGCGGGAUAUGAAUAACAGUCAUUCUUCAGGCAUUUUUUAUAUUACUACAUUCCAAAAUGGUAGCUUAAAACACGGCUUAAAUGUAUUAAUAUGUAGUACAUUAUUCAAUUAAACUUUGACUAAGAAGAAAGAAAAAUAGCUGUAUGCUAUACCAAAAGACGUGUGAGGUGUAAUACAUAAAAGUCAAUUAACAUUGUCACUUACAAAGUCCUUAUUAAAGUUAUUCCAAUAAUAUACUGUCUAUGAAGACUAGAGUGAAUCGGGACAGCAAAUGUCAAACAGUCUCCAUCAAGAUAGUUUUCCGUAGAAAUAUGGGACUGUGAAAAUAAAAGACAUUUGUGUAAAUUUAUUACACAAAAUAAUUAAAUACACAAAGCCUAUUAUUGAGGACGAUAUAAAACUCAUGUUGCAUUGAUGCAGUAUCUACCGAAUGCUUACAACACGACGUAAUGUACAUUAUGCCAAUGACUGUUUUCGAGCAAGAAAAUACGUUUAAAAGCCUCUCAAUUUUUGUACAUAGUUGUCUAUUUUUUUAUUUUUUUUUUUUUUGCUUAAACGUGUAAUGAAUUAAAUCUACGCUAGUCCAAAAAUAGCGAACUCUAAAUACAUAGUGAUAAAGAAUUGAUAUCCUUAGUAAAGUCGCUUUGAAAAGAGAGAAAAGUGAAACCUUAGAUUUAAACCUGAGUGUUUUAUUAACAAUGUACUCUUUUUUUGCCAAUGUUAUUGUCUACACAUGGGAACAUUUGCAUAUCAAAAACAGAGAAAUAUAUCCAAUUGCCAUUUUAAGACUAAAACAAACUGUGAAAAAAAACAACGUCAUUUUGUCUCUGUGAAUAUAGCAGAAUAGCAGACUAGCAGAAUAACUCCAGCAGAACUGCAGAUAAGCAAAAUAACUCCAGCAGAAUAACAGAAUAGCAGAAUAACUCCAGCAGAACUGCAGAAAAGCAAAAUAACUCCAGCAGAAUAACAGAAUAGCAAAAUAACUCCAGCAGAACUGCAGAAAAGCAAAAUAACUCUAGCAGAAUAACAGAAUAGCAGAAUAACUCCGGCAGAAUAGCAGAAUAACAGAAAAGCAGAAUAACUCCCGCAGAAUAGCAGAAUAACUCCAGCAUAAUAGCAGAAUAACUCCAGCAGAAUAGCAGAACAUGUACAACUCCAAAAUAAUAGCAGAAUAGCAGAAAAUUUCUAGCAGAAUAGCAAAAUAACUCCAGCAGAAUAGCAGAAUAACG